AUGAACCAGAUAAAGGUCACCGGGGAGGAAAAACCCACAGAAAGGGGAGCGGAACCAGUUGGUACAUCACAGUCGGAUGCCACCACUGGCGGAAUGAAUGAGCAGGAUACAAAUGUGAACCUGGCUCAAGUGGAAAUGAACAAGACAAAGGCCACGGAAGAAGAAUUGGUUGAAUUGGGAUUGAGUGACCUUUCACUGAAUGACAAGGCGGCAGAAGAUGACCUUUGGGCAACUCCAAUGGUCUCAGAUGAAUCUAAUGAAUCGUACUUCACCGAUGACGAAGCGACGAUGAAUAUGUCCUUCCAAUCGGCGAUGAGACUUGCUGACCGUGCUGAAGGAAUGACACCUUUCAAGGAUAUACCGGAACAUCUCAUCGAACGGACACAGACGGGAAAGGUCAUCAAUGUAAGACCACCGUCGCCGAAUAGCCCCACGUCAACUCUGAAGAGGCGCGUGAAGGAUUUGGAAGAUGAACUCCAUAACAAGGAAGACCAGACGGCGAGACGAAAACAGGAAUAUCAAGAGAGGUUGACAUCGCUUGAAACCCGGUUGUUUGAGUUGGAACAACAACGGGGUUACUUGGAGAGCACAGCAGAGGAAUGGAAAGUGAAGUACGAAAAGCAAAGGGAACUGGCUGAAGAGUACUUGAAAAUGGUUGAUGACAGAGAAAUGGAAGGUCAUCUUGCGGUCAGUGAACUUAACGAGAGUAUGUCAGAAGAAACAGCGGAAAGGUCACGGCACUUAGCCGAAUUGAAGGACGAAUGUGACUCGCUGAAACUAAAGGUCACCGAAGCGGAAACGAAACGAGAUGAAUACGCAACCAAACUCGCCGAUGCUACUCAGAGGUUGUUGACGAACACCACUGAAGUCUUCAAGCUCAGGAAUGACCUGAAGCUGCGCGACGAGAAUAUCGGGACCCUCCAGAAGGAGUCAUACGAUCACCAGCGAAGGGCUGAUGAAGCCGCUAAGGUGGCAAAGGACUUGCGAGAUCUUACAGCCACCGAAGGUGUACGGUUGAAAAAUGAAAUAAGACAGGUGAUGGAAGAGAACAAGGCGUUGAAGGAUGACAACAAAAAGGUCACCGAUGAGAUCAAAGUGUUAAAAGAAGCCGCCAAGACAAUGGCAGAACAAGGCGCGAGGUGGGAGCACGAGGCACACCUCUUGGACGAAAAGGUCACAGUGCUCGAGUUGAAGGAUAAAGAGUGGCAACAAACGGUCCAUCAGAAGACACAGGAGAUUAUCAGACUGAAUACGGAGCUGAUUGAUAUGACACAAACGGCGAUGACAAGAGAAGAUGAGGUCACCGUGACGAAAAAUCAGCUGAAAGCAGCAGCCGAAGAAUACAUGACGUUGGAAAGGGAUGUCAUUAAAGACAAAACGCUUCAACUGCAUCAGCAGAUGUCGAAGGUCAACCAAGAGAAUCAGAACCUGAAGAAUGAGAAAGACCAAUCCGAUUUAAGGAUUAAGCGCCUUGAAGAUGAGAAUAAAGCUCUUCAAAUGUCCAACAAACACAAAGAUGAACAGCUCCUACAACACGGAGUCAGAACAGCAACGGUGGAAUCGCCCCCGCCCAGUUAUAGCAAGGCGCAUGAAACGGGCACGGGUAAAAGCUUUCACUUCGAUAUGCCGCUACGAACUGGUACUGGCAGAGGAAGUGUCAAAAACGAGAAGGACGGGGAAAAGGCUAAAGAUGACAAAGAACCACCAUCGGAAAGUUACCCGCAUAUGAGUCGAGGUGACCCUUCACAAUUUCCCCCGCACAUGGAAACAAAUGUGUUCAUCGAUGAAGGGCGACGGGACAGACCACCCAGCCGGCAGGAGCGUCCUAGGAAAUCCCGGUAUGGAAAGGCGAAACGAAAUCAAAGUGAUGAUGGAAGUAGCGAAGAAGACGACGACCAGAGAGCAGAAAAUACAGCGGUGCAAUUGACAAAAGCACUUAACUCGAUGGCCAGGAAAACACCACUCAUGACCUUUGACGGCAGUCGUGACACAACGAAUAUGGUGAUCGAGAUGAAGAAGUCUUAG
This is a messenger RNA of Paramacrobiotus metropolitanus, 2025 nucleotides long. RefSeq names its product repetitive organellar protein-like. Bases 1 to 2025 code for a protein of 674 amino acids. Lineage: Eukaryota; Metazoa; Tardigrada; Eutardigrada; Parachela; Macrobiotidae. The transcript is spliced from 3 exons. The record is from RefSeq and is a predicted model, not a curated record.